GUUCGAGCGCGACGGAUCAGUUUGGAGUUGCAGAUAAAUUCGGCUCUCAAGCCAACGGGCCGGAGAGAGCAGCGUGUACCCCUCACGAGUCACGAGCGAUCGAUCGACUCAUCAGAUUCCACCAGCGGAGAGAGCUUCGCGUUGUAUUCCGUCGUCUGUUCAUAGAGCCCACGUCCCACGCGACCUGCCCGACGUAAUGUCUCUGGAGCGGCGCGACACCAAGAAGGCGUUCAUGGCGAGCGGCCGGGCCGAACGCAUAGGCGCCCUCCCCGACGACCUCCUCCACCACGUGCUCUCCUUCCUCCCCGCGCACGAAGUGGUGCGGACGUGCCUGCUCGCGCGGCGCUGGCGGCACCUCUGGAAAUCCGCCGCCGCCUUGCGCAUCACCGGCGUUAAGGGGUGCAAAAACGCUGCGUGGUUCGUCAACUUCGUCGACAACCUGCUCUUCCUCCGCAACCCCCGCGUCUGCCUCGAGUCGUUCGAGCUCGACCUCGACGAGUGCGACUUAGAUUUCGAGGCGUUCCUCCCCGCCAAUGAGGUGCAUGUGAAUACUUGGUUCCGGCACGCCGUGAUGUGUGGACCCCGGAAGCUGCUGGCGCUGCGCACCACCACUGGCAUCUACUCGGACCCGGAAGAGCACGAGACUCUAGGGUUUCCCAAUGUCCCACUCAUAUCCCCCUACCUCACGAGAUUGGAACUAACGAUGGUGUAUGUGCACAGCAGCACACUCGAUUUCUCGGGGUGUCCGUCCUUGGUUCAUCUCACCAUGGAUGAUUGCGACAUUGUAGGGAAUAUCUCUUCUCGAUUCUUGAAACAUCUCAGAAUUUUCUCUAGUUUUUUCCAGACAGAUCCCGUUCGCGCCCAUAUCUGUGUGCCGGGCCUUGUUUCGCUCGAAGUAAUGGGUGAACUACGUAGGGCUCCGGUACUGGAAAGCAUGCCAAUGUUAGUUUCAGCGGUUGUUAGACUUGAAUUGGAUUGUCAUGAUUCUUGUAGUAAAUUUGACUACGGGUAUUGUGAUGAUCGUCAAUGUUAUGGCUGUUAUGGUUCUGGUGCUCAUGAUUGGCGUGGCGAGUCUGUGCUUUUGAAAGGAUUAUCAGAAGUUGCAGAGUUGGAGUUUUCAGUUGAUUCUCAAGUGUUCAUUGUCAACAGGGAUUUAAAAUUAUGCCCGACAUUUAGCAAGCUAAAGACUUUGUUGCUCAGCGAAUGGUGUCCAGACAUUGCUAGUGACCUCAAUAUAUUAAGUUGCUUUCUCAAACAUUCACCAAUUCUCGAGAAGCUCACUCUCCAGCUUUCCAAGGUACCUAAAAAGCCAGCGGAAAUACAAAGAAGUUACACUCCACCCGAGCAACCGUUUGCACUUAGCCAUCUGAAGAGUGUUGAUAUCAAAUUUGACGAAGUUGAUGGAAAGGUUUUGAACAUCUUGCGUACCCAUGGUGUACCACUCGAGAAAGUUAAUAUCCAGAGAACUAAACUACUGGAUCUUAAUGUGAGUUAAGCUAUUCAUUGCUAUGCUUCUUUCGUUUUUGUAUUUCACUGAUGUGGAAAACGUGUGUAUUUCCUAAUCCCUGUAAGUUGUGAAGUGGAGCAAGAUAGUUAAACUACAUCUAUCAUACUAUUGUACCAGUUAAUGUACUAUGUAGCUGUUGGUUAUGAGGCUGAUCCCUGCACUUAGUUCAGCGCUCCAAUUUCUUAAGUUUUGUUAAGUCCGGCAAUAUGCAAUAGCGAAGAAGCGAUUAACAAAUCAGUUCCAGAAAAUGGGGAUGUUCUUAAUCCUUAAUUAGCUUUCUUUCUUCAGGAUUUUGAGUUCUUUGCUGUAUUAUAAUGUUGUCCAGAAGUUAACUAGAAGGAAAGGAUUGUAGGAUACUAAGUAAAUAGUCUUUCAUUUUCUAUUUUGGAAAAGAACA
Molecule: messenger RNA, 1904 nt
Organism: Lolium perenne
Lineage: Eukaryota; Viridiplantae; Streptophyta; Magnoliopsida; Poales; Poaceae
Product: F-box/FBD/LRR-repeat protein At5g22700-like
Molecular function (GO): protein binding
Source: RefSeq, a predicted model, not a curated record